AUGUGCUAUCCAACACAGAAAAGAAAUAUAUGCUUUUUUUUCAAAAUUUUUUUUUUUACCCUUUUGGUUUGGAUACUAAAAUAUUCAAUUAAUAGCACUUGUGAAUUUUGCAGUAACAAAUAUAACUUAGGGACAACACUAGAUUUAAGGGUUAAAAGAAUCUUAUCAGAUUGUACUCAUCUAUUAAAGUCAAAUAAAAGUGAAUCAAAAGUAAAUUUAUUAGAUGAAGCGGAGAAAGAAAAUAUAGCAGAAAAAGAAGUGCAACAAAAAACAGCAAGAGAUAUUUUAUUAGCAAAAAAAGAGGAAAAAAUAGAUAUAUCCGAUCAAAGUAAAAAUGGAAAUACAACUAAUAAAAAGAAAGAAAUCUCAGAAUUGGCUUAUUCUAUUUGCUUGAAUGCUUAUUUUUGUUUUAUUGUGCCAAUACUUCUUUUUACAUUGACUAUUCUUAAAGAAACAAUUAAUAUUCCUUAUCUUUCUAAUGAGCUUUUGACUAACUUAUUUCUUAUGCAUAUUUCCGUUUUUCUUUCUAUUAUAUUUAUUUAUAUACAAUAA
Plasmodium relictum is the source of this 552-nucleotide messenger RNA. RefSeq names its product fam-h protein. Bases 1 to 552 code for a protein of 183 amino acids. The record is from RefSeq and is a predicted model, not a curated record. The transcript is spliced from 2 exons. Lineage: Eukaryota; Apicomplexa; Aconoidasida; Haemosporida; Plasmodiidae.